Molecule: messenger RNA, 1207 nt
Organism: Helianthus annuus (common sunflower)
Lineage: Eukaryota; Viridiplantae; Streptophyta; Magnoliopsida; Asterales; Asteraceae
Exons: 2
Coding region: 19-945 (308 amino acids)
Molecular function (GO): nucleic acid binding; zinc ion binding
Source: RefSeq, a predicted model, not a curated record
GACGUAAACAAGAGAGAGAUGAACACUGCUGGAUAUCAACCUAAAGCAACUCAACCUUCAGCAGGACUGAAGAAUGUAGCGUUUCUCGCUUCAGGGGGCAUUACUCCACAAGCUUCUGAUCUAAUUUAUGCAAAUGCUUCCGCAAGCGCAUCUAAAGCCCCACAACUUGUUGAGAAAACGAUCACUGUCGAUACUCAAGCACUGAAAGUUUCAACCGAGAAUGUGGCACUCUUCAACACUUUCCUAAGCAGCUAUGAAGCCCUAAUGUCUGGGGAAUUGAAGAAGGAGAUGUUUACUGCCGAAGACAUGUAUCAGGUUGAUCCAGAUGAUAUGGAAGAAAUGGAUCUGAAAUGGCAAAUGGCCAUGAUCACUCUGAGAUUGAAGAAGUUUCAAGACAAGACAGGCAAGCGAUUAGGUCUUGGAAAAGCUGGUUUUGACAAGUCUAAGCUGAGGUGCUACAACUGUAAGAAUCUUGGACACUUCAAGCGUGACUGUCCGAUGUUGAAAGAGGGAAACAGUGAAGCUACUCCUGCUGCUAAACAGAUCACUGCCGAAGAGAACAAAAGCAACGCUUCUCCCAGCACGCCAAAGGCUUUGGUUGUUGAAGACUAUGACUGGAGCGAAGAGAUCACUGAAGCUAAGGAACAAGUCAACAAAGCCCUGAUGGCCAAAAUCUCUAGUGAAUCAUCUGCAAAGCACUUUGAGAAGCAGACAACGGGAAUCCCAACUGGAAACAAUGAUGCUGACCAGGGAUUGAAAGGUAUUCUGCCUUCAGUGGAGUCUGGUGAUAAAGCUGAAAAAGAUGCUGAGAAAGGAAAGGAUAAAGUUCAAGCUACAGCCAUGAAAGCAGAUGCAUCAAAAGAGAAGGCUGACAAAGACUUGAUUCCAUUGAGUGUAAAGAAGAUGUGUGCGAUGAUGAUGGAGACUGCGGAGGGUCAAAAAUAGGAAUUGGUUAUUCAGGCGACAGUUAUUCCACCGUUAACUGGUUCGUCUGGAAUUGUUCUAAAAACAAUGUUAAGGAUGAAUGUAAUAGUUUAAGUAGGAUGGAUAAGUGUAAUGGCCAAGCGCCUAAAACUAAAUCUGUGGAUGACUGUAAAGGCCAUGUGCCUACAUUUGAGACCCGUGAUCAUGAACCUUAUGUGUCUGAAUGUCAUGGUUUGAAUUAUGCGUGUCGUGAUGAUAAUGUUGCUUGUGAAUCUCCUGUAUU